AUGCUGCUCGAGUACCCAAUCAUGUCUAAUAUAAAUAAAAGGACAGCAGAGGGAGACGCGGCUGGACUACCUACUCUUUGUAAUCAUAUUUGCAUUCGUUUAUUAAACGAUCGAAUAAAUAAAUCCCUGGGGACGUUUAGAACCACACAACCUUUUAACCGGUCAGAAGAUUUCCCUUUUCAGUCUUUUCUCCCUCUAGUGUUAAACUCUGCACCAGAGGCAAAUCUCGGUACUGCAAAAGGGAGCACAAGUGAAUAG
Eruca vesicaria subsp. sativa (arugula) is the source of this 258-nucleotide messenger RNA. The record is from the annotation of a GenBank genome assembly. Lineage: Eukaryota; Viridiplantae; Streptophyta; Magnoliopsida; Brassicales; Brassicaceae.